ACUCGCAUUGACCCGGACUGGGGCGUGACAUUGGGAUGCUCGGUUUACAACCGUUCCGGUCGCGUGGCUAUGAAAAUAUCGGGCUAUUAACGCGAUCCGUUGCCAACUGCAAAUCCCCGGUGGCGUGUCUCGUGAGCAGAGAGGCGCUUGACGCGUUCACGCGCUCCCUUAUAUAGGAACGUGUGGCGCCGCCUCCUUUCUCAUCCACGGAGAGCAGUCGGUGUGUGCAGUUGUAAUCUAUCCUGAGUAAUUCACUUGCGUGGGGAGGCGGACCAAUAAGGGCGUGAACGCACACAAAAAAAGGCACGGAUAACGGAAAAGACACCAGACGAGAGCAGCGCGCGGAGACGAGGGUCACAGCCGCUCAGUUUUGAUCACUUUAACAACAUCGGACUCCAUUCAGUCACUGGCAAUCAAGAUGAGCACAGUGAAACAGUCCGAACCGGGACCGUCAGAGGAGAUGAUGAGGAUGAUGGUGAUGCACGAGGCGCUCACGGGCAGCGAUGCUCGCCGUUACGGUUCCCCGGUGGCUUGUGUAGAAUGAGAGUUUGGGUCAGUGCGCAGAGAUGUCGGUGCCUUUGCUGAAGAUCGGUGUGGUGCUCAGCACCAUGGCAAUGAUCACCAACUGGAUGUCCCAGACACUGCCAUCACUAGUGGGGCUCAACACCACCAAACUGACCGCGGCGCAGGGCGGCUAUCCUGACCGGAGUAUAGGAGUUUUACCUGCUAACCCAGAGGAGUCCUGGCAGGUGUACAGCUCGGCUCAGGACAGCGAGGGCAGGUGUGUGUGUACGGUCGUCGCACCUCAGCAGACCAUGUGCUCAAGGGAUGCCCGCACCAAACAACUCCGCCAGUUACUGGAAAAGGUGCAAAACAUGACGCAAUCAAUCCAAGUAUUGGACCAGCGGACCCAGAGGGACCUGCAGUACGUUGUAAAGAUGGAAGAUCAGCUCCGUGGCCUGGAGACCAAAUUCAGACAGGUGGAGGAGAACCACAAACAAAACAUCGCCAAGCAAUACAAGGCCAUAAAGGCAAAAAUGGCGGAGCUGCGUCCGCUGAUUCCCGUACUGGAGGAGUACAAAGCGGAUGCGCGACUGGUUCAGCAGUUUAAGGAGGAGGUGCAGAACUUGACGUCCAGCCUCGGCCUCCUCCAGCAGGAGAUGGGAGCCUAUGACUAUGACGACCUGCACUCCCGCGUGAUUAGUCUUGAGGAGCGGCUACGUGCGUGCAUGCAGAAGCUUGGUAAGACACACAACAAAUACAUGUUUAUCUUUCUCAAAAAAGUUUACCCAAGACAUGAUAGUGGCUCAACACUGUUUGAAUUUCAGGUACAGUAUAAAAUAAACUCAAUUUGUGGCACAAUGUUGAUCAUCCCAAAAUUUGUUGAAUGUUGAAAAAUGUUGAAAUACUCACUGUUUCAAUAUUACAGCCACAAGAUGUAAACCAUAGGCA
This is a messenger RNA of Carassius auratus (goldfish), 1452 nucleotides long. RefSeq names its product noelin-like. Bases 567 to 1394 code for a protein of 275 amino acids. Gene Ontology annotation, biological process: signal transduction. The record is from RefSeq and is a predicted model, not a curated record. The transcript has 4 exons. NCBI's taxonomy places the organism in Eukaryota, Metazoa, Chordata, Actinopteri, Cypriniformes, Cyprinidae.